Ilex paraguariensis (yerba mate) is the source of this 2089-nucleotide messenger RNA. The record is from the annotation of a GenBank genome assembly. Lineage: Eukaryota; Viridiplantae; Streptophyta; Magnoliopsida; Aquifoliales; Aquifoliaceae.
AUGGGAAAUUGUUGCAGAUCUCCGGCUGCCGUUGCCAGAGAAGACGUAAAGUCAUCAAACUUUUCCGGACACGGUGACGCUCGAAAAGACAAGGCUGCCGGUGCCGGCGCUGGGAAAAAGGCGAUCACUGUGUUAAACGAUGUAUCGGGGAAAAAUAUUGAGGAAAAGUAUGUGGUUGAUAGAGAGCUCGGUCGUGGUGAGUUCGGAGUGACGUAUUUGUGCAUCGAUCGCGAUUCGCGGGAGUUACUGGCUUGUAAGUCGAUUUCAAAGCGGAAGCUUCGGACGGCAGUGGAUGUGGAUGAUGUGAGACGAGAGGUGGCCAUUAUGAAGCAUUUGCCGAAGAAUUCGAGCAUUGUGAGCCUGAAGGAGGCGUGCGAGGACGAUAAUGCGGUACAUUUGGUGAUGGAGCUGUGCGAGGGCGGCGAAUUAUUUGAUCGGAUUGUCGCGCGAGGGCAUUACACGGAGCGGGCAGCGGCGGCGGUUACAAGGACGAUUGUGGAGGUCGUGCAGCUCUGUCACAAGCAUGGAGUAAUCCACAGGGACUUGAAGCCGGAGAACUUUUUGUUUGCGAAUAAGAAGGAGAAUUCGCCUUUGAAAGCCAUUGAUUUUGGGUUGUCAAUCUUCUUCAAGCCAGGUUGUCCUCACUGUCCUCCGUGCACACCCUCUAGGUGUAGUCCAAUGGUGGAGCAUAUGGAAUACCACGAGCAAAUCACUAGUAUCUUUUCUUGCUUCCAUACAGAUACUUCACCAUAUCCUGGCCUAUUCUUUUGGGUACCAGUAGUCAGAAUUGCUUCAAGUGCUCUUGACCAAGGUGAGAGGUUUUCUGAAAUUGUUGGAAGCCCAUACUACAUGGCUCCAGAGGUGCUCAAGAGGAACUAUGGACCAGAAAUAGACAUUUGGAGUGCAGGAGUGAUCCUUUAUAUUUUAUUGUGUGGUGUUCCUCCAUUUUGGGCUGAGUCUGAACAAGGGGUUGCACAGGCCAUUCUGCGUGGGAUAAUAGAUUUUAAGCGGGAACCAUGGCCAAGUAUUUCAGAAAGUGCUAAGAUUCUUGUCCGUCACAUGUUGGAGCCAGAUCCGAAGCUGCGACUAACAGCGAAACAAGUGAUUGAACAUCCUUGGCUCCAAAAUGCUAAAAAGGCUCCAAAUGUUCCACUUGGAGAUAUUGUGAAGUCAAGACUUAAGCAGUUCUCAUUGAUGAAUAGGUUCAAGAGAAAGGCCCUGAGGGUUAUUGCUGAGUUCUUGUCCACUGACGAAGUUGAAGGCAUCAAGGAUACAUUCAAAAAGAUAGACACUGACAGUGACGGUAUUGUUUCAAUCGAAGAACUAAAAGCUGGACUUCAAAAGUUCUGUUCACAGCUUGCAGAGUCUGAAGUGCAGAUGCUUAUUGAAGCUGUAGAUACUAUUGGGAAAGGAACCUUGGACUAUGAAGAAUUUGUUGCCAUUUCCCUCCAUCUCCAAAGGAUGGCCAACGAUGAGCAUCUUCACAAAGCUUUCUCAUACUUUGAUAAAGAUGGUAAUGGUUACAUUGAGCCAGAUGAGCUGCGGGAUGCCUUGAUGGAAGAUGGAGCAGAUGAUUGUACAGACGUAGCAAAUGAUAUUUUCCAAGAGGUUGACACUGACAAGGAUGGUCGAAUCAGUUAUGAUGAAUUUGCAGCCAUGAUGAAAACUGGGACAGAUUGGAGAAAAGCUUCUCGACAUUACUCAAGAGGGAGAUUUAACAGUCUGAGCAUUAAGUUGAUGAAGGAUGGUUCACUUAACCUGGGCAAUGAGUGAAUAAUGCAUGGUCAGAGUCAUUUAUCCAUAAAAGUGCCAGAGUCAUUCUUCGUAUAUUGAACUUGUUUCUUUAGUGAUUAUUUGUGGCGUUCCUGGUUCCCUUUUGAUUGAGGGCUUACAAGGACAUGCAGUGGUGAGCGUGUGUUUUGCCUCUGCAGAAUGUUAAUUGAGUAUAAAAUGCAGCCUUGUGGCCACAGAUCCGGCAUGUAUGAUUCUGUCCUUUAUACUUUCUUUUGACCUUCUGAUAUUGUUUCAAUUUCGAGAAACAUGAAGGCCUUGCAGCGGAUAUAUCCAAAAUUACGAUGUUGGCACAGGC